Messenger RNA from Acanthosepion pharaonis, 1218 nucleotides. The record is from the annotation of a GenBank genome assembly. NCBI's taxonomy places the organism in Eukaryota, Metazoa, Mollusca, Cephalopoda, Sepiida, Sepiidae.
AUGACACAUGAUCAUAUUGUGGUCUCUGUGUUUAUUUUCUCUUCUGCUGUUUUGUUUUGUUUUGUUUUUUGGGGGUUUUUUUUUUACCUUUCUUUUUCUUUCUUUUCUUUCUUGUUUUUUUUUUUUUCUUUUUUGAUUCUGUGUUUAUUUUACACUUUACUCUUGCUUUCCCAACAUCUUCGCUUCUUUUUAAAUAUAUUUUUUAUUCUUUUAUCCCUGUUUCUUACACGUCUUUUAUUUCUUAUCUUUGUUUUCUUUAGCGUCUCUCUUUUCCUAUCUUGCCUUCCAUUCGUUUCCUAUAUUUUUCCAUUUCUCCCUUUUUCUUUCCUCCUCUAUCUGUUCUUACUCCCCCCAUCACUCUUCCUUCCGGUUCUUCUGUUUUUCGUUUCUCUUUAUUCCCCUCUCUUUCUCUUCUCCUUUCCUAUAUCUUCUCCCUCUAUUACUUUCUCUCGUCCCUUCUCUUUCUUCCUGUUUCCUUUCUUCCAUUUCUAUACAUCUUUAUUCCUAUAUCCACUCAGUCUUUCUCUCGUUUCUUUUCUUCUUUUUUUUUCAACUCUCCUUCCUUCUUUUUCUCUUUUCGUUUCCUUUUCUCUUCCCUUUGUUUUCAUUUCUUUCCCUUUCAUUUUCUAUUCGAUUCCCUUUUUUUGUUGUCUUACAUCUUUCUUUUGUCGCCUUUUCUUCCUCUCUAUUUUUCCUAUUUACAUUUUGUCUCUUUUCUGUUCCUUCCUACCUUUUUCUUUAUCUUUUUCUUUCCACCUCUUUUUUCUAAGUUAUCCUUAUUUCCACCCUUUUUCCCUCAUUUACACACAUCUUUCUUCUUCAUUUCCUAUAAUCUUUUUUCGUUAUAACGUUUCUCCGUCGUCUUCUCUUUUAUAUAAUUCGAUUUUAAAUUUAAUAUCUCCAUUUUCCUUCUCUCUCAUUUUCAUUCCGUCUCAUUUUUUGUUCUUUUUUUCUUUUCAUUCAAUUCCUUUUUUUUCCUUCCAUAUCUUCCCCUUCUUCUUUCUUUUUAAACAUUUUCCUACUUUCUUUCACUUUCGAUAUUUAUUUCUUAAUUUGUUCUUCUCUUUUUCGGCAUCGCUUUUUCUUUUUCUCUUCUUUCAUCUUUCUCUUUCAUUUCUUUUCUUCAUUCAUUCACCUCUUUCACUUUCUACCGACACCUUGCCGCCAUUCAACUUCAAACUGUCAUUCCGGAAUAUUAUUCCCCUGAAUCAAGAUUAA